Messenger RNA from Linum trigynum, 3256 nucleotides. NCBI's taxonomy places the organism in Eukaryota, Viridiplantae, Streptophyta, Magnoliopsida, Malpighiales, Linaceae. The record is from the annotation of a GenBank genome assembly.
ACGAACAAAACCCAGAAGAGAAGAGAAGAGAAGAGAAGAGAAGAGACAGCGAAAAGAAUUGCAUGCGCGGAUGAGGGAAAACCUGAGGAGGCUUCAGUUGGAGCUGGAGGAGGAGGAGAGACCGCCUGGGAAGUAGCAUAAGCGUUCUAGUAGUUGCCAUGAUGAUCUCAAGACGUACGGUGAAGAUCCAAGCUAGAGUUGCUCAAUUGGUAAAGCUAGAGUAUUAACUAUUCAUGGGAUCGAAUCAAAGAGAGAGGGAUUCGACGGCACAAAACAAAACAGCUCCGACGAAAGAGACGACAUGAGAAGGGAAGGGAACUAACAAGGGCAAAAAAGAAAACUAUUGCUUGGCCGGCACUCCUAUCCUAUCCCUAUGGGCCGAAUCUUCCAAUGAGAAUAAUUGUGAUCCUUCCUAGUAUAACAACUACAAGAGGAAAUAUUAAACAUAAUUAAUCCUGCAUAAAUGUCAUUAUAAAAAAGAACAAUUAUGCAUAAAUGCACCUUUAAUUUUAAGUGAGAUGAGAUCUAAACGAUCAGAAUCAUUAAGUGCUUUUUAUUUUUUUUUUCUUAUUUUUUUAAUUGAAUUUUAUUUUUUAGUUUUAACUUGAAUUUCAAAAAGUUUUGCACAUAUGCAAUAGGUUCAUUCUGAUAAUAUUCAUUUCAAUGUAUUUUUAAGAAAAAAAAGGCAAAAUUCACUUCUAUAGCCAUAACUUUGCACUUUGUGACAAAUAUAGUCAGAUUCUGAAAAAUACACCGAAAUAGUCAUUCCGUCCAAUAAUGUAACUGAAAACAUAACGCCUGCUGACUGGACAAACGAAUUCAAAUGGCCGAGUUUAAUUUGGUCUACAUGUAUGCCACGGUGGAAAUGAAUUAAUUAUUUCUCAUUAAUUAUUUUUUAUCCUACUUUACCAAAUUUUUUACCUUUUUCGCAGAAGACCCAACAGAUGCCCCUUUCGUUCUUCUCCAUUCCUCUUCGCGAAGACCCAGCAGAAACCCUAAAUCCCCACUCUCACCUCGAUUCUCUUCGCCGGUGACUAUGAAUUGACCAACACAGUCAUCCGGUCAUCUCGCCUUGGUCGAUGUGUCCUCUCGCCUCUAUCAUCUGGUCAUCGAACUUCCCUCCAUACCCAUCUCAAUUGAUGAACACAGAGGUGGCGACUCACCAUCAACCAGCUUAAUAGUAAGUUUGGACGUCGCUUCCAGUCGCCGACGGCGAAGAGGAUAAGUAGAUUGUAUCGAUCUUUCUCGGCGAAGGUCAAAACUAUCGAUUCCUUUAAAAAAUCCAGAAACGAAGCUCGAACUAAUCUGUUAUUGGUAAGUACUCCUCACCUCUUCCUGUGCCUCGCCUCUGUUACUCCUUGCCCCUCGCUUCUGUUACUCUCACCUCUGUUUGUGUGGACGGAUGUGAAUGGUGGGAACCCUAAUCCGAAAUUGCUCCUUUAUAGGAAUAACCAAGCUGUAAAGUUGGGAAAGCGCCGCAUGGGUUUGGAGGGACCACAAGAAUCUGUUUGUCACGAGAUUGCCCCUACAACAUACGGUAAGAAGCUGAAAUAUGUGGAUAGAACCGUCAAUGUAGCAUGACGAAUUCAUUGCUUUGAAAUUGUCAGAACCUAACGUGAUUUCUUUAAUGGAUGUUGUUGUGUUGCUUGUCUGGUAGUGGUUUGUUUAUACUAUUAGUAACUAAUGCUUAUUUAAUUAAGCUUAGGGCUUUAGUUUAGUAGCUAAUCAAUUAAACCUCAUUUGCAGAGAUGUCAGAUGCUUGGGACAAGAAUGAUCCAAAUCAGAAUGGUGGUCAAGAUAUAUCAAUAGAGGCAGAUGGUGAUGCAGUUGCAUCCGUUGCACGAGACAUCUACCAUGUUUACGAUUCUGAGGAUGCCAUGACAUUCGACGAUGAGUACCACGAAGCUAGGGCUGCCUUACAUUCCUAUGGGGAAGGGAAGAGAAGGAAGGUGAAUGCUAGGUUGGUUGUCAAUGGGGAUGAGGUUGAUCAGCUUGAGGAGUUUGAGGACAACGCAACUGAAGUUAAUGAGGAUGAAGGAGAUGAUGCAGCUCCACAACCACCUCAUAACUCACAACACUCCACUUCCCACCAGGCUUCAGAGGCACCUCCACAGCAGCCUCAGCAAGAUCACAGAGAGACUUCACAACAUUCGAGCUACAGAGGAUCUGAGGAGUCUCUUCAUGUCAGGCCAAACUUGUCAGACAAGGCAGGUGGUGAUCUGGACGAUGGCGCACCACAUUAUGAUCCCACAUGUGAUCACAAAGCUUUGAGGUUUGUAUGUAAGAUGAAGUUUGCUAGUGUGGUGCAGUUCAAAGAUGUUGUGGUGAGGCAUGCUGUGGCAGCUGGUGCUUGUCUGCGAUGGAUUCGGAGUAACCCUAUGAGGAGGGAGGUUAGGUGCAAAGAUCCCAACUUCAAAUGGAAACUUUAUGCUAGCUGGUUCAGAAGGAACAAGUGCUUCAUGAUCCGGAAAGUAGGGCUGGAUCAUUCAUGUGCAAGAAGUCUCCGGGUUAAUCAAAUAACUGCCAGCUGGAUAGCUUCUGACAUGCUUGAAAGGUUCAGAAUUAACCCUACCUGGGCACCAGAUCAGAUUAUGGCCGAGAUCAAGCUUAAACACAACAUGGAUGUGAAGAAGAGAACUUGUUACAGAGCCAAAGUUGCAGCUAUUAAGCUUUUAAGCGGGUUCUUGGUUGAUGAAUACAAGGGUCUCCGGAGUUAUGUUUUAGAGUUAAUGAAAAGAGAUCCUAAUGGAAGAUUUGUUCUGGAAGUAGAUCCACAUCCAAAUGCUUAUAAGUGUUACUUUCGAAGGCUGUUCAUUGGAUUCUCAUGCUUGAGGGAUGGAUUUUUGCUUGCAUGUAGACCUAUGUUUGGGUUAGACGGCUGCUUCCUCAAGGGCGAGGUGAAGGGCAUGCUUGUAUUAUUAUGAACCUGGAAACAGCUUAUGUUAUGAUCUAUUAUGGGUUCAAAACAGUUUAUGUUAUGUAUCCAAGUGGUGUGAACAGGUUACGCACUUGUUAUGUAAUGCAUGUUAUGCACUUCUUUUGUCCACAAAUACAGAUAGUGAAAAGGUUAAACCAGCUUUAGGUUAUUCAACGCUUUGAUCAUUGAAUUCCAAAAUGUUAUAUACCAAAUUCAAGUAGAUAAACUUACAUACCAAUAUAAGUUCGACAUCGACCUACAUACCCAACUUACAUGAACGAUAACUUACAUGCCACAAUCCUUCCUCCACAGAACCACAAACAAAAACACAUUCAUGAU